AUGGGCAAGGGUCUCCAGGGGUCCCAUGGGUCUCCAAGGAUCCCGGGGAUCUCCAGAGCCUGCCAUGGGAUGGUGUUCCCGCCAUGCCCUCACAGGUGGGAACAUGGCAGCUGCUGCUGCGGCCAGCACACGCCCACCUGGGCAUCACUGGCGGCGUGUCUCGGCCAGGGCGGGUGCCAAGGUGGCUGCCAUUUCCCAUGGCAGGGUGUGCAGGUGGAUGCCAGGGGCCAUGCGGUAGUGAAUGAGUACCAGAACACUACCAGGAGAGGGGUCUAUGCCAUUGAGGACAUCUGUGGGAGAGCCCUCCCCACCCCAUUGGCAAUCGUGGCGGGCAGAAAUCUGGCGCACAGGCUCUUCAAGGGCAAGCAGGACUCCCAGCGGGACUACUGUGAUACCCCCACCAUCAUCUUCAGCCACCCGCCCAUCGGCACCAUGGGCCUCACCAAAUGUGAAGCUGUGGCCAUGCACAGGAGGGAGAACGUGAAGAUGUACAGCACAUCCUUCACCCCCUCGUACCAUGCCAUCGCCCAGGGGAAGUUUAAGUGUGUCAUUUAGCUGGUGUAUGCUGGUGAGGAGGAGAAGGUGGUGGAAUUGCACAUGCAAGGGCUGGGCUGCGACGAGAUGCUGUGGGGCUUUGCCAUGGCCUUCAAAAUGGGGGCCACCAAGGCCAACUUGAACAACACUGUUGCCAUUCUCCCCACUUCUGCCGAAGAGACGUGGUGA
Messenger RNA from Pelecanus crispus (Dalmatian pelican), 723 nucleotides. Lineage: Eukaryota; Metazoa; Chordata; Aves; Pelecaniformes; Pelecanidae. The record is from RefSeq and is a predicted model, not a curated record.